Nicrophorus vespilloides is the source of this 459-nucleotide messenger RNA. RefSeq names its product cuticle protein 2-like. The record is from RefSeq and is a predicted model, not a curated record. The transcript is spliced from 2 exons. NCBI's taxonomy places the organism in Eukaryota, Metazoa, Arthropoda, Insecta, Coleoptera, Silphidae. The coding region runs from base 1 to 459 and encodes 152 amino acids.
AUGAAAUUCUUUGUUGUUUUUGCUUGCGCUUUGGCUGUUGCCUCAGCUGGAUAUUCUACUCCCGUUUACCAUGGACCUCAACAUCUUGCUGUGAUUGGUAAGGGUGGAGUACCAAUUGAUACUGCUGAGGUGCAACACGCUAGAGCUGCUCAUUUCUUGCACAAAGCUGAGGCUGAAGCCCAAAGUGGACAUGAUUACUAUUACGAAGAACCAAGCUCAUCUUACAAGAGUUAUGCUCCAGCUGCUGAAACUUAUGGAUAUUCCACUCAUACCCUUCACGCUCCAGCUGUUUACAACCAUGGAGGAUACGGUUCUUCUUAUGGUUAUGAGCAACACGUACCUUUGAUCGUGAAAGGAGUACCAGUUGAUACCAUUGAAGUUCAACACGCCAGAGCUGCCCAUUUGGCCGCCCACGCUGCUGCUUCUGCCAAAGCUUAUGACCACUACCAUCACUAUUAA